GGCGGCCGGAAGUGCUUGCGGUUGUGAUGGCGCCGGAGAAGCCUUUGCGCCUGUUGGCCUGUGGAGAUGUGGAAGGAAAAUUUGGAGUUUUAUAUUCCAGGGUUCAAGCUGUUCAGAAGAAAAGUGGAGCAUUUGAUUUCCUUGUAUGUGUGGGAAACUUUUUUGGCUCUGCUCAAGAUUCAGAAUGGAAAGAUUAUCAAACAGGAGCAAAAAAAGCUCCUAUACAGACAUACGUGUUGGGUGCCAAUAAUGAUGAAACAGUGCGUUGUUUUCCUGAUGUCAGCGGAUGUGAACUAGCUGAGAACAUCACUUAUCUAGGACGCAAAGGUGUCUUCAGUGGAGCUUCAGGACUUCAGAUUGCUUAUCUCAGUGGAAUUGAAUCCACAGAAGAUCCAGCUCCUGCACAUUGUUUUAGUACUAAGGAUGUGAUUGAUCUCAAGACUUCCUUGCAAUCAACCUCAAAAUUCAAAGGUGUGGACAUCUUGCUCACCUCUUGUUGGCCCAAGGGGGUAGAGGCCUUUGGCAACAGCUCCGUAAGUAGUACAUUGGAAAUGAAAAGGAAUUUUACGAUAGGAUUUAUGUCUUCCCCAAAGACUCAUAGUCUGCAGGUGGAAUGUACCAGAGUGGCAGUGAAUAUAACUCUGAUUUUUAACAUGAACUUAGUAGAAAAAGCUGACUGUAAAGAAUGA
Messenger RNA from Thamnophis sirtalis, 689 nucleotides. The record is from RefSeq and is a predicted model, not a curated record. Lineage: Eukaryota; Metazoa; Chordata; Lepidosauria; Squamata; Natricidae.